Molecule: messenger RNA, 6372 nt
Organism: Loxodonta africana (African savanna elephant)
Lineage: Eukaryota; Metazoa; Chordata; Mammalia; Proboscidea; Elephantidae
Gene: ENPP3
Product: ectonucleotide pyrophosphatase/phosphodiesterase 3
Exons: 25
Coding region: 1-2610 (869 amino acids)
Biological process (GO): nucleoside triphosphate catabolic process
Molecular function (GO): metal ion binding; nucleic acid binding; nucleoside triphosphate diphosphatase activity
Source: RefSeq, a predicted model, not a curated record
AUGAGAAGGCAAGAGGGCACAGGAAAGCUGGACGAAUGGAAAUGGGAACCCAAAAUCGAGAAGGUUCUUCUUGCUUUGUUGGUGAUUGUGUCACUUGGAUUAGGCCUAGGACUUGGACUCAGGAAACCAGAGACACAAGGCAGCUGCAGGAGGAAAUGCUUUGACUCAUCAUUUAGAGGGCUGGAGGGCUGCCGGUGCGACGCGGGAUGUAAAGAUCGAGGCGACUGCUGCUGGGAUUUUGAAGACACCUGUGUGGAAUCAACUCGAAUAUGGACCUGCAAUAAAUUCCGUUGUGGGGAGACCAGACUAGGAUCUAGCCUUUGCUCUUGCUCGGAUGACUGUUUGCAGAAGAAAGACUGCUGUACUGAUUAUAUGAGUGUUUGUCAAGGAGAAACAGGAUGGGUGAAAGAAGAGUGUAGCACGGCCGAGCAGUCUCAGUGUCCAGAAGGGUUUGACUUGCCACCAGUUAUCUUGUUUUCCAUGGAUGGCUUCAGGGCUGAGUAUUUACAAACAUGGCAUACGUUAAUGCCUAAUAUUAAUAAAUUGAAAACAUGUGGAGUUCAUUCAAAAUACAUGAGAGCUGUCUAUCCAACCAAAACCUUCCCAAAUCAUUACACCAUUGUCACAGGCUUAUAUCCGGAAUCACAUGGCAUCAUUGACAAUAAUAUGUAUGAUGUAAACCUCAACAAGAAUUUUUCACUUUCAUCAGCAGAGAAACAGGAUCCAGUCUGGUGGGGUGGACAGCCACUCUGGCUGACAGCAAUGUACCAAGGUUUAAAAGCGGGUACCUACUUUUGGCCAGGAUCAGAUGUGGCUAUAAAUGGCACCUUUCCUUCCAAAUAUAUGUUAUAUAGAAAUAGUGUUUCAUUUGAAGAGAGGCUCUUUACGUUGUUAAAAUGGCUGGAUCUGCCCAAAGCUGAAAGACCCAAUUUUUAUGCCUUAUAUGUGGAAGAGCCUGAUUCAGCAGGACAUAUAGGUGGACCAGUCAGUGCCAGUGUAAUUCAAGCCUUGCAAUUGGUAGAUCAAGCUUUUGGAAUGUUGAUGGAAGGUCUAAAACAGCGGAACUUACACAAUUGUGUCAAUAUUAUCCUCUUGGCUGACCAUGGGAUGGAUCAGACUUCUUGUGACAAGUUGGAAUAUAUGACAGAUUAUUUUUCCCAAAUAAACUUCUACAUGUAUGAAGGGCCUGCACCUCGUAUCAGGUCUGGUAAUAUACCUCAAGACUUCUAUAGCUUUAACUCUGAAGGAAUUGUUAAGAACCUCAGUUGCCGAAAAUCUGACCAGCAUUUCAAACCAUAUUUGACUCCUGAUUUACCAAAACGACUGCACUAUGCCAAAAAUGUCAGAAUUGACAAAGUUCAUCUUAUGAUGGAUCAGCAGUGGCUGGGUGUGAGGAGUAAAGCAUUUACAUCCUGUGGAGGAGGCAAUCACGGUUACGACAACGAGUUUAAGAGCAUGGAGGCUAUCUUUCUGGCACAUGGACCCAGUUUUAAAGAGAAGACUGAAGUUGAACCAUUUGAAAAUAUUGAAGUCUAUAACCUAAUGUGUGAUCUUCUACACAUUCAACCAGCACCAAACAAUGGUACCCACGGUAGUUUAAACCAUCUUCUGAAGGCACCUUUUUAUAAGCCAUCCCACCCAGAGGAAGUGUCAAAGUCUUCUGUUUGCAGAUUUACUAAUCUGCUGCCCACAGAUUCUCUAGACUGCUCAUGCUCUGAGCUACAAAACAAUACUGUUCUAGAACACGUGAAUCAAAGGCUAAAUCUCACCUCAAAUGAAAUAACAGCAACAGAGAAAGAAAAUAUGCCAUUUGGCAGGCCCAGGGUUAUGCAGAAGAACAAGGAACACUGUCUCCUUUACCACAGAGAAUAUGUGAGUGGAUUUGGAAAAGCUUUCAGGAUGCCCAUGUGGAGCUCAUAUACAACCCCUAAGCCAGGAGACACUUCGCCUCUUCCUCCCCCUGUCCCAGACUGUCUGCGGGCUGAUGUCAGGGUCGCUCCUUCUGAGAGCCAAAAAUGUUCCUUCUAUUUAGCAGACGAGAAUAUCACCCACGGCUUCCUCUAUCCUCCUGCAAACAACAGAACUUCUGAUGGUCAAUAUGAUGCUUUAAUUACAAGUAAUUUGGUCCCUAUGUAUGAAGAAUUCAAAAAAAUAUGGCAUUACUUCCAUAAUGUUCUUCUUAUAAGAUUUGCUGUGGAAAGAAACGGAGUAAAUGUGGUUAGUGGACCAGUAUUUGAUUAUAAUUAUGAUGGCCAUUUUGAUGCUUCAGAUGAAAUUACAAAACAUGUAGGCAACACCAGUGUUCCCAUCCCAACACACUACUUUGUGGUGCUGACUAGUUGUAAAAACAAAAGCCACACUCCUAACGACUGCCCUGGGUGGUUGGACGUCCUACCCUUCAUCAUCCCUCACCAACCUACCAACAUGGAGAGCUGUCCUGAAGAUAAGCCAGAGGCUGUUUGGAUCGAAGAAAGAUGGCAUGCACAUAUUGCCCGGGUCAGAGAUGUAGAACUUCUUACUGGACUUGACUUUUAUCAGGAAAAAGCACAGCCUGUCUCUGAGAUUCUGCAACUAAAGACUUAUUUACCCAUACUUGAAACCCUUAUUUAACUGAUUAUAUAACACAAAUUUGGCAAAAUGUGGGUGAUUUUCUUUGUCAAAGAAUCAUGAAAUAGAGUUUUCUAUUUUUCCUUAACUCCUUUCCGUGUUGCAUAGUUUUCAUUAGUCCCUCCCCUCUUUUUCAUUUGUAUGGAUGUGUAUUAUUUUAAAUUUACAUUUUUUUUUUGCACAGUUUUUACCCUGUUGUAUUGCAAAAACAGCAUGGGAGCAGAGCCUGACCUGACCUCUAACUUCACAAGGGGAGAAGAAUCAAGACCAACAGCCCAAGGCUGAUUCCUAUGAGGCAGAGGUCAGACCUGCCUCCUCUCUCCACCAUCUUUAACAGAUCUGACACCAGCCGUCCCUCCUUCUCCAAUCUUUACUUUGCUGCUGGGUUUGAUAAUUCAUUACAAUGGCCAUACAGAACUCACAGACAAUACUCAUGAUUAUAAGGUUUAUUAGGGAAGUAACAGGUUACAAUUUAGGUUCAGGAAUGCUCAGGGUACAGUUCGUCCAUCAGGACAGCACUUUCCCAGGCAUACUAGCAAACUCACCUCUUUAAAGUGCUAAAAAGCAAAGGUGUCACUUUAAGGACUAAGGUGCACCUGACCCAAGCCAUAGUGUUUUCAGUCACCUCAUAUGCAUGCAAAAGUUGGGCAAUGAAUAAGAAAGACCAAAGAAGAAUUGACGCCUUUAAAAUAUGCUGUUGGCAAAGAAUAUCGAAUAUGCCAUGGACCGCCAAAAGAAUGAACAAAUCUGCCUUGGAAGAAGUGCAGCCACAAUACUCCUUGGAAGCAAAGAUGGCAAGACUGCAUCUCUCAUACCUUGGAUGGGUUAACCAGGAGGGACCAGUCCCUGGAGAAGGACAUCAUGCUGGGUAAAAUAGAGUGUGAGUGAAAGACAGGAAGACUCCCAACGAGAGGGUUUGACACACUGGCUACAAUGGGCUCAAGCAUAACAAUGAUUGUGAGGAUGGCUCAGGAACAGGCAGUGUUUUGUUCUGUUGUACACAGGGUCACUAUGAGUUGGAAUCCACUGGAUAAAAAAAAAAAAAGAUAGCACCUGACAACAAUGUUUAAAAAUACUCUGAAGGGAGGUACAUCAAUGAUUUAGCUGGUCAGGGAAUUAUGGGGGGUUUUCAACUGCUGCUUUAUAACUUUCAAUAUUUAGUCUACAUUUUACACUUAGCUUGUAUUGUUUUAAAAACUGGAGAGUGUAAACAAAAAAGUUAGUUGCAUUUCUUCUAAAUAUUUAUUUUGAAAAAAUUUCCAAUUUACAGAAAGCUGCAAAGACAGUGUAAAGAACUCUUGUGUAACCUUCACGUAGCUCCGCUAAUAGUUAACAUUCUCACUAUGCAUAUUUAUAUAUCUUUUUUUUUCUUCUGAGCCCUUUGAGAGUACAUUGCAGUCAUCGUAUCCUUUUUCCCCUCUAUAUUUCUGUGUGUGUUUUCUAAGUUUAAGAACAUCACCUAACACAGCCACAGUCAGGGAACUUAGUGUUGAUACAAAACCCACUGCGGUCCAGUUGAUUCUGACUCAUAGCGACCCUGUAGGACAGAGUAAAACUGCCCCUUAGGGUUUCCAAGUCUGUAGUCUUUAACAGAAACAGACUGCCACAUCUUUCUCUCAUGGAAUGGCUAGUGGGUUCAGGCCGCCAACUUUAUUAUCCUAUUUUCAGACCCAAUUAAAUUUUUUCUAAAAUGCUCAACAGUUUCCUUUAGAAUAUUUUCUUUUCUGGUCCUGAGCCCAAAAUAUUCAUUUUAUUAAGUGUGUUUUUUUUCCCCUCUUUGGUUCCUUAAAAUGUACAAGUUCCUCAGACUACUAAAUAAUGCUGACAUUUUUAAGAGUUCAGGUCAUUUAUUUGGUGACCUCUCCUCGAGUUGGGUUUUUCUAAUGUGGCAUUUGCUCAUGAUUAGAUUCAGGUUCUGCAUUUGGCAGGAAUGAGUACAUUAGCGAUUGCAAGUCCUCAGUGUAUCACACCUGAAAGCUCAUGAUGUCAGUUUGUCCUAUUGUUUGUGAUGUUAACUUUGAUCCCUUGGUUAAGUUGGUGUUUAUCACGCUUCUCCUUGGUAAAGAUAGUACUUUUUUUCCCCUUCUUAAUUUAUAAGUUAUUUGAUCCUCUUUUUCAUUACAUUUUCACCCACUGGCUUUAGUAUCCAUUAGUAGUAUUAAUAAUUCUUCCCCGAUUGAAUUUUUGCUAUGAUGGGUGCAAGAGGCAAUUUUUAAAAAACUCCAUCAGAGGGACAUCGUGCUUGGUAAAGUACAGGGUCAGCAGAAAAGAGGAAGACCCUCAACGAGAUGGAUUGACACAAUGGCUGCAAUAAUGGGUUCAAGCAUUGUAAGGAUAGCACAGAACCGGGCAGUGUUUCAUUCUGAACUGAGUCGACGGCACCUAACAACAACAAAUCAGCCUGAGACCAGAAGAACUAGAUGGUGCCCAACAACAACAACACAUCAGCUUGAAACUAGAAGAACUAGAUGGUGCCUGGCUACAACUGAUGACUGCCCUGACAGGGAACACAACAGAGAAUCGUUGAUGGAGCAGGAGAACAGUGGAAUGCAGACCUCAAAUUCUUAAAAAUACCGGACUUAAUGGUCCGACUGAGACUAGAAGUGUCUCAGAGGUCAUAGUCCCCGGACCUUCUUUUAGCCCAAGACUGGAACCAUUCCCAAAGCUAACUCUUCAGACAGGCAUUGGACUGGACUAUAAGACAGAAAAUGAUAGUGGUGAGGAGUGAGCUUCUUGGCUCAAGUAGACACAUGAGACUAUGUGGGCAGCUCCUGUCUGGAGGUGAGAUGAGAAGGCAGAAGGGGACAAAAGCUGACUGAAUGGACACGGGGAAUAUAGGGUGGAGAGGAGGAGUGUGCUGUCUUAUAAGGGGGAGAGCAACUAGAAGUACAUAAAAAAAAAAAAUUUUUUUUUCAAGGUAUUUAUAAAUUUUUGUAUGAGAGCCUGACUUGAUUUGUAAAUUUCCACUUAAAGCACAAUAAAAAAAUGCAUCAUUCUUCCAUCAUUUAUUAGCAUUCUGUUGUAAGGAAAAGUGUUACCUUUUCUUUAUAGUAUAAAUAAAUUUCUUUAUUUAUAUAUUUAUUGGAGCCCUGGAGAUGCAGUGGUUAAGAGUUCAGCUGUUAACAAAUUAAUGGUCGGCAGUUCGAAUCCACCAGCCACUUCUUGGAAACCCUAUGGGGGCAGUCCUACUAGGGUUGUUAUUAGCAUUCUAUUGUAAGGAAAAUGUGUUUUCUUUGUAGUAUAAUUUUUUUUAUAUAUGUUUAUUAGUAGUAUAAACUCAAUGGGUUCUUUUUUCCCCAAUGGAUUAAAAUCCAUUAUAAUCAUUAUUUAUUUUAAUACUUGGAUUGUCUUAGAUUUGGCCUACUGAAGUUUGCUUAAGUUGGCUCCUAGGGGUUUUUGAUAUAGCAACAUCAUUUGUGAACAUUUAUUUAUUUUUUUUAGAUACAAAAAGAUGUUUCAGACUCAUCUUGUGCUUUCACUGCUCCAACUUUGGAACCAGCCAUUUCUCCAAGAAGUCCUGGUUCCAUUUAGUGCAUGUUGGGUGACUGAAUUGCUUCAAGAAUAUCAUUGCAUCUAAGUCCUUUUAGUCAACAAAAGUAGGAUCUAUAUCUAUGUCUCUAUGUCUGUGUUUCUCUAUAUCUAUCUCUUUUUAUAUUUACAUGUAUAAAAAGCCAUAAGCUCACUUACCAUUCAAUACUACAUAGUUCUUCCUAACCUUUCCUCGUUUCAUAAUUGUAUCUUCCUUCUCUAACAGCAAGAAACUUG